AUGUCAUAUUGCGGGCACUGCGAAGCACAUACUCCAGAAAUAUACAUCGAUGAAAUUGAUCCAUCACGGAGCCACGCACCAUGUAUAAAGUGCGGCAAGGAUAAGCCAUUCCUCAUAAGGACCGGCAUACAUCAGGGAUCCCUCUUUACAUUACUCUUCAUCACAGUCAUGGAUGCAGUGACAGGAGGUCUUAAGCAACAGCCUCCACUGGCUUUCCUAUACGGAGGUGAGGCGGAGUUGAUGUUAGAAAACAGUAAAGAAUUUGAAGAAGAAGUACAGAGAUAG
This is a messenger RNA of Strongylus vulgaris, 285 nucleotides long. Lineage: Eukaryota; Metazoa; Nematoda; Chromadorea; Rhabditida; Strongylidae. The record is from the annotation of a GenBank genome assembly.